Messenger RNA from Heterocephalus glaber (naked mole-rat), 6345 nucleotides. The record is from RefSeq and is a predicted model, not a curated record. NCBI's taxonomy places the organism in Eukaryota, Metazoa, Chordata, Mammalia, Rodentia, Bathyergidae.
GGGUAGGGCGAGGCGGGCGGCGCCGUGGGGAUCCCGCGGCCAGUGAGGGCUCCUCCUGACUCGGCGCGGCAACAUGGACCGGAUGGCCAGCUCUAUGAAGCAGGUGCCUAACCCGCUACCCAAGGUACUGAGUAGGCGCGGGGUCGGCGCGGGACCGGAGGCUGCGGAGCGGGAGAGCUUCGAGCGGACUCAGACUGUCAGCAUCAAUAAGGCCAUUAAUACGCAGGAAGUGGCCGUAAAGGAAAAACACGCCAGAACGUGCAUCCUGGGUACCCACCAUGAGAAAGGGGCUCAAACCUUCUGGUCUGUUGUCAACCGGCUGCCCCUCUCCAGCAACGCCAUGCUCUGCUGGAAGUUCUGCCAUGUGUUCCACAAGCUCCUCCGAGACGGACACCCAAACGUUCUGAAGGACUCCCUGAGAUACAAAAAUGAACUGAGUGACAUGAGCAGGAUGUGGGGCCACCUGAGCGAGGGCUACGGGCAGCUCUGCAGUAUCUACCUCAAACUGCUGAGGACGAAGAUGGAGUACCACACCAAAAAUCCCAGGUUCCCAGGCAACCUUCAGAUGAGUGACCGACAGCUGGACGAGGCUGGAGAAAGUGACGUUAACAACUUUUUCCAGCUAACAGUGGAGAUGUUUGAUUACCUGGAGUGUGAACUGAACCUCUUCCAAACUGUGUUCAACUCCUUGGACAUGUCCCGCUCCGUGUCAGUGACCACAGCCGGGCAGUGCCGCCUCGCCCCACUGAUCCAGGUCAUCCUGGACUGCAGCCAUCUCUAUGACUACACUGUCAAGCUUCUCUUCAAACUCCACUCCUGUCUCCCAGCCGACACCCUGCAAGGCCACCGGGACCGCUUCAUGGAGCAGUUCACGAAGCUGAAGGAUCUGUUCCACCGCUCUAGCAACCUCCAGUACUUCAAGCGACUCAUUCAGAUCCCCCAGCUGCCUGAGAACCCACCCAACUUCCUACGAGCCUCAGCCCUGUCAGAACACAUCAGCCCUGUGGUGGUCAUCCCGGCUGAGGCCUCGUCCCCUGACAGCGAGCCAGUCUUGGAGAAGGAUGACCUCAUGGACAUGGACGCCUCCCAGCAGAAUUUAUUUGAUAACAAGUUUGAUGACAUCUUUGGCAGCUCAUUCAGCAGUGAUCCCUUCAAUUUCAACAGUCAAAAUGGUGUGAACAAGGAUGAAAAGGACCACCUGAUCGAGCGACUGAACAGAGAGAUCAGCAGGCUGAGAGCCCAGCUAGAGAGCAUGAAGACUGAGAUGACUGCGAGUUCCUCCGGGCAGAGCUGGACGAGCUCAAGAAGCAGCGGGAAGACACAGAGAAGGCACAGCGGAGCCUGACAGAGAUAGAGAGGAAGGCCCAGGCCAAUGAGCAGCGGUAUAGCAAGCUCAAGGAGAAGUACAGCGAGCUGGUUCAGAACCAUGCUGACCUGCUGCGGAAGAAUGCAGAGGUGACCAAACAGGUCUCCAUGGCCAGGCAAGCACAGGCAGAUUUGGAACGAGAGAAAAAAGAGCUUGAAGAUUCCUUUGAGCGUGUAAGUGACCAGGCCCAGCGGAAGACCCAGGAACAGCAGGAAGUUCUAGAGAGCUUGAAACAAGAGCUCGCCACCAGUAGGCAGGAGCUGCAGCUCCUCCACAGCAACCUGGAGACCUCUGCCAAGUCAGAAGCGAAAUGCACAGUGCAGAUCACCGAGCUAGAGAAGGAGCGGGACAGCUUGGCGAGUGCCGCGGCAGGUCAGGAGAAGGAAUUGGCAGCCCUUCGAGAGCAGCUGCAGUGCUCCCAGCUCAAACUGGCCAGCACACAGGAGUCUAUGUGCCAGCUUGCCAAAGACCAGCGGAAGGCGCUGCUGCUGCGGUCCAGGAAGGCUGUGGAGCACAUGGUGCAGGAGGCGCUGAGCCAGCUUGAGGAGCCUGUGCUCAUCAGCUGCGCGGGGUCCACAGAUCACCUUCUCUCCAAGGUCAAAUCUGUUUCCAGCUGCAUCGAGCACCUGGAGAAGAGUCGGAGCCAGUACCUGGCCUGCCCAGAAGAUAUAGGUGACCUCCUGCACUCUGUCACCCUGCUCGGCCACCUGACCAGCGACAUCAUUGUUCACGGGAACAGCACCAGCCUCAGGGCCCCACCGGAGCCCGCGGACUCACUGACAGAGGCUUGUAAGGAGUACGGCAAGGAAACCCUCGCCUACCUGGCCUCGCUGGAGGAAGAGGCCACCCUCGAGAAUGCCGACAGCAUGGCCAUGAGGAGCUGCCUGAGCAAGAUCAAGGCCAUUGGCGAGGAGCUGCUGCCUAGAGGCCUGGACAUCAAGCAGGAGGAGCUGGGAGACCUCGUGGACAAGGAGAUGGCCACCACUUCAGCUGCCAUUGAAGCUGCCACAGCCCGGAUCGAGGAAAUGCUCAGCAAAUCCAGAGCAGGAGACACAGGAGUCAAGUUGGAGGUGAACGAAAGGAUCCUCGGUUCCUGUACCAGCCUAAUGCAAGCCAUCCAGGUCCUGAUUGUGGCCUCAAAAGAUCUCCAAAGGGAGAUCGUGGAGAGCGGCAGGGGUACCGCAUCCCCUAAGGAAUUUUAUGCCAAGAACUCUCGGUGGACAGAAGGACUCAUCUCAGCCUCCAAAGCUGUGGGCUGGGGAGCCACCAUCAUGGUGGAUGCUGCUGACCUAGUGGUCCAAGGCAGAGGGAAAUUUGAGGAGCUGCUGGUGUGUUCCCAUGAAAUCGCUGCUAGCACAGCCCAGCUUGUGGCUGCAUCCAAGGUAAAAGCUGAUAAGGACAGCCCCAACCUUGCCCGGCUGCAGCAGGCCUCUCGGGGAGUGAACCAGGCUACAGCAGGGGUGGUGGCCUCAACUAUUUCUGGCAAAUCACAGAUUGAGGAGACAGACAAUAUGGACUUCUCAAGCAUGACACUGACCCAGAUCAAGCGCCAGGAGAUGGAUUCCCAGGUCAGGGUGCUGGAGUUGGAAAAUGAGCUGCAGAAGGAGCGUCAGAAACUAGGAGAGCUUCGGAAAAAGCACUAUGAGCUCGCUGGCGUGGCCGAGGGCUGGGAAGAAGGAACAGAAGCAUCUCCACCUACGCUGCAAGAAGCAGUACUUGAAAAAGAAUAGAGGCGAGCUAACGUGCUGUGAGUCAGUUCCUUUCCAUUUCAUCAUUUGCACAAACUUUCGAGCAUUGAGGACUGGUGACCUCCAAGCCAGGACGCCCCCGGAGUGCAGCCAGGACUGCGGAGGCAUCCCAGCUGAGAACAGCAAGGCAAUUCUUCCCCUUUCAGCAGUUCCAUGGAUUCCCACUGCUUCUUAUGAUGGUCGUUUGAGCCUUUUGGUUUUAGAUUUUGGAAGUGUCACUCAUAUAAUCAACUCUCCCUGGAGCUCCAAGCCCCUGGGAUCCACACCGCACAGCCACGGUACUGCUCAGGCUUCGCCUGGUGCUCCUACUCAGCCUCCUCGCCGAGUGCCCCGCUGAGUCAGUGCCAGUCAGCAGAGGUCACUCACCAGAGGUGGGCGACAGCUCUCCUCAGAAGGCCGAAGCAGAGCGAGUGCCUUUCCUUCUUUACACUGGGUGCCAGCGGAACCCCUCUAUCCACCGUCACAAGCUGGAGGGCACCUGAGUCAGAGGGUGCACACGGCCCCAGGGCUCCCAGGGACACCUCUCUUGGAGCUCCUGUGACCAGGCUCACACACCCUAGUACUUAGUUGAAUGGAGCUGGCGAGAGUAGCAACGCUGCUUCCCUGGGGUGAGUUGCCCUUGCCAUAUCAAGCCAGCCACCUCCUUCAACCCAGGCAGGGCCCUAGGAGGGUGUAAGGGGGGCCCCUCCAGUUCCUCCCUCCGCCUGCCCUGGCAUCCUCUGGAACCUGAGGAAGAUCGUUCCACGUGCUACCUAACAGACCUGGCAGAGCAGGCCCUCUUGUUCCCAUUGGGAAAGAGCCCUGUGCUUGGUGUGGGCCCCUUCGUAUUUAUUACUAACCUUCAAGCAGCGACAGCCGACAUAGACACUUGGAGCAAUCAGGACUAAAGAUGACUAUGGCAAGCCUGGCACUGCUGCCCUCCAACGUCAGUCAUCAGGGAUCCCAAACAAGGCCAGGGUGCCAUCUCUGGGCAGUUCCAGGCUUCGAUCCCAAAAGCAAGCAGGUUCCUCUGAGCAUUUGGGGCAGGGCAAACAAGCAAUGGGGGCCACUGACUCUGACUCCUUCCAGCCACGUGUUCUUGGCUUUUGCUGCCCUGCAGACAGGACAAGGACAGAGGGCACAGCCACCUAGAGACAGGGAGCCUGACAGCACUUUCCCACUCCCAAAUGGACCCCAACAUCAAGUGACCUUCUGUUCUUGGAAAAGCAGCGUCUUCCUUCUUUAUCUGUAGCAGCUCACAGGUCGUAGCAAGCAAGCACACCUUUGGACCUGGGCCCAUGGCAGCAUGGCUGAGUUUUGCUACAUGACGGGUUGUGAGACUUGUUUAAUCACUGUGAAUCAAUCUCCUUCUCCCCUCCCCGGUCCAUGUGUUUUCUAAGUGGGACACUUCAAACACUGUCUCCCCGAAACUCAGAUUACCAUUUCUGGACAUGGGACCUCCAUGCUGGGCUCGGGAGGGAUCCACUGUAGGAACUGGCCCCAUCUUAUGUUCACUGUUUCUCUGUGCUCAAUGUUUCUCCAUUCUGAGAGUCACACAGAGCGGCAUGUGGCAUCCCUAGCCCAUCUGUGCCACUUAAGCCAGUGAGUGUAUUGUCAGUGUGGGUCACCUUUUCCAAAAGUGGUACCGAAGCCUCACUUCUAGUCUAAACCACUCAGACUCGUGGUGGUGGAAAUUGGGGAUACUGGAGCACAUUAGGGUUCUCUGAAUGACACUCCCUCUGAGAAGGCACCGUCUUUCUUAAAACUUUCUUGGGCUCAGCUUGAGUUAUAAACAGUCAAGAAGACACAGAGCACAGGCUGUGUGUCACACAAGUGUCACUGUCAGAUGUAGUAUAAUUAUUCCAUAACAGCGCAGAUUAUUUUUGGCUCAUCUAAAAAUGAGUGUGUUAGAGUCGGGGUGGAAUUCCUUAAGUGAAAAUAGAAAUCACAUCUUAAAGCUUUUAAAUGAGUCACUGGGCCUCCUUAGUGACUGAAGUCUGAUGAGUGGGUGUAGACGGGGCCUAAUCAGGCAGGAUGGCAACAAAAUCCUGGCUUAGGGCUGAAAAGAGGUUCUAGUUCAGCUGUGCCUGGUAUCUAAUUUUGUAAUACAGCACUCUAAUGCCUCUAGAGUAAGGAUACUUGUGUAUGCAAUAAGGAAAAAAUAGAGGAAGAGACCUACGUUGGUGGGAUUAUUUUAUAUCCGAGCACAGAGUUUUAAUUAGACUCUAAUUUAUACUAUUUGCUGGUUCUGUUGCCUACGGUGGUGUCCCUAAGAACAUGAGUCCUUACCCAGUCACUGGAAGAACCUCUUUCAACUACCAAAUCAGACACCAAGGUUUAGGCCAGGUGACAUAGGAAUCGCAGGGACGUGUCAUUUCGGUCAGUUUAGUUUCCUUUGGCCUCUUGCAUCUUAGGAAGAGCUGGUUCUUGGCUGGGACCUGGGAAGAUCUCACUUCUGGUCACCUAUAUAGUCUGAAGGGGACUCCCGGAUCCGUUUCACCCUGGUCUUUAAUAGCUGCCAAGUGUCUUGCUACUUUCUAAGCCUUUCCAGAUCUCCUGAAAUUCUUCCUGCCAAGGAAAGCCUUCUGCCCCAAACCUUCUGGCCAGAGCAGCUUUGCCCUCUCUCCGCCAUCUUGGGUCCUCCAGUGUCAACACUGCCUGUAAACUAGGAAACCACCACCACAGAGCCUGCCAGCCAUCAAUACAGCAAAGCUGUUUACUGCUCAGUCCUUGUCUCCCAGGUCCAGACCAAAUAUAGGACCAGCAACACCCAAUGGUGUCACUGCCUGCCAUGCCCUGGGCACCAAAGCAAUGAGAUAGAAUUGGUUAGAUGCUGUUGAACUCGAUUCCAAGAGUAGAUCCCAGACAUGUCUUUCAGGUGACCCUCAACUACCUCAGAUUUGAAGGCCCUAAAUUAAGCUGAUUACCACUCACAGCAACAAGCCGAGGGGGUUUGGUUAAAUCUAGGUGAUAACACAAAUGUCUCAAACUUACAACAAACUCACAUUUAGGUUUGCAAGGAUGGGGUUGGGUUGGUUUUUCUUCUGUUUUUAACCUCUUCCCCCAAUUCUCCAUUAGAAUAGUUCCUAUGAAUAAAUUUCAUUUUUCACUGAGUGCCUACCUUCCCAGGGCAGGUAGCCACUGGCUUUUGUUUCCUUCCAACAAUACUUUUAUUAUGGUAUUAAGACCCUUCUUUGUAUAAGACAUUUCAUCUGUGUUUUCAGUUUUUCAAAUAAAUAUUUCAGCUUAGCA